AUGGCCGGCGGCGAGGAUCCCUUUGCUUUCCUAGCAACUGAACCACCCCCAAAACCACUCGAGCCAACCAAGUCAAUUAGGCGGCUAAACUGGGGCCGUGAACAGAAAUCCGGUGACCAGAAAACUGGCGAACCGAAGACGAAAUGGCGCGAAAAGCUAUUCUCAAAGGAUCGGGACGCCAAACAAGCGGAGGCAACUGAACGAGAGCUGGACGACUUCCUGGGGAGCAAUCGCCCCAGGCCCUUACCCGAAUCACCAGCUGUAUCUUCUGUUACUAAUACCGUCCUCGAACCCACAACUUCGCCGCGACGAGACUUGCCUACGCCAUCGUCUCCCCCCAAACAGAAUGCCGCUCUUUCGACACCGGCUAGCCCGCCAAAACAACGGCACCGCCGCCGCAAAGGACUGCGGGUGACGUUCAGCGAACUUCCACCAGAUGUAAUGGGUGAAGGUGGAGAUGAGUCAGAGGAACCCACGGUGGAAAUCUCUCGCAGGAAGAGUCGACCUAGAACAAAUGAGCCCGAAUCACAGAGCGACGAUCAAUAUGAAGACCUUCAGCAUCGCCGUCCAACUCUACCUGAGCUACAUUUGGAUACAUCGUUUGCCAAUGCCAGCCCCCCGACUGCAAAAUCGGAGAAGAGACCGGAAUGGAAGCCUCUUCUCUUGAGCCCGCAAGACCAUGACUUCCUCAUGUCGUUGAAUGGAGGCGAACCAGGGUCGAGAUUGUCUCUGCGAGCGUCUCCCGAUUCAAGGUCCUUUGCGCAGAGGGUAAAUGCAAGGAUGCAGGCGGAAGAAGGCCUUGCAUUACAGCAUCGUCUACCACAAGAGGAACCAGCCUCGCCGGUUGACGCAAACGACGAAACUCCACGCCGACAGCCGCAAGAGGUGACGCUGCCUACUCCAUCAUUCAACUCGCAGCGGUCCCCGGUUUCCCAACAAUCGUUGACCGUUGAUGAGGGAACACCUACUUUAUCACUUCGGACUAGCCCUGUACCGGCCGUGCAUGAACAAAUCAAGGCGCUUCGACGCGAAGAUGUGCCUGAAAUUCUGUCCCCCGGAGGGAGCUCUGCGAGUAGCCUUUCACCACGCUCGGAUGAAUUCAAGCCGACAUUUCCUACCUCAGAAACAUCACGCCAUCGUCCUCCCCCUUCCUCGCCACCUCGUCAACCAUCUUCAACCACACGAAUGACAGUAGAGCCACCGAAAACGACCGUGGCUGCUCCUGCUGCUCCUGCACCGCGUGCCGCCAAGAUGACUCUUCGAUCGGUAGCCAAUGCCAUGGGAGACAACGCCUACCAGGAAUUCACUAGUUUUGUGGAAAGGUAUGGCAGUCUGUACCGUCUGGCCGCGGAAAACCUAAAGCCCCUGAUGGAGACGUCUUUUGCGGAAUGGGUAAGGGCAUCUACGUGGUGGUUUCUCCGAGGUCGUUCUGGGUUGGAAUCAGCUGUACGAGCAGGACGCUCUUCAGAUACCCAGGAAGCUAGGCAGGCAGUAGUUGAUCUUGGGAAAGCAUGGUGGGUCUCUACACAGAUUGUGCCAAUGCACCCUGAGGUGACCCGCUAUGGCAAGAUGAGCAUGGAUGCUCUGUUAGCCGUGGUCAAUACUACGGGAGACCAUAGUAUGGCUGCUUUGAUCAAUCAGCACCAAAAGGUGUUGAAUCAUCUACGUGCAUUGACUGUGUCCAUGAAGCGAAACCAAAUCCUAUCGGCUUUAGACUCGCCUUCACAAGUAAACAACCACCCAGCAGAUACAAACAUCUGGGUAAGGUAUCCGUUCUUUGCGCCUGAUGUCGCUGCUGUAUUCUCAGGUUCCAACAGACGGUCUAUGUUAAUUGACACCUCUUCCCCAUUGGUCUACACCCCCGAAAUGAUGGUAUUGGGAGAUACCAGUCGCUAUUUUAGCUAUGGGACCAUGUUUGUUGAGGCUUCCUUGGUUGGAGAUGAGGAUGAUGAUAGCCCGCAAUAUGCUAUACAAUGCGUACUCUCAAUCAAGCGAGACCGAUCUGAUUGGUACGUACUCGCGGGGAUCUCUAGUCAAAGCGAGUUGGUCAAUAUUAGCAUCCAGAAUGAUCGGAAAAACGGGCCAACAUGGGAUGAUGUCCAUUGGCAAGUAAAAACUCGCACAAUGACCGUGAAGCUUCGACGUGGCUUUGAACUGAAUGUGGCCUUCCAGGAGAAGGAUUAUAAAAUGCUUUGGAACAUCGUUCAAUACACGCUCAAGACAGAGGCCAGCUUGCAGCCGGACUCUGGCGAGAAGAAGAUUUUCAGUGAUACUUUGAAAACGUUCCAGUACAUGGACUCAGGCACACCGAAGGCUUUUCCCUCCGAACCCGCACCUCUUUGUCGAAUGGCGCUUUUUGAGAAGUCUGCUACUUGGACAGAGGGUACAGGCACCCGUAAAGCUCACCGGGGUUUUCGAAUCGCAUUCGUUACCAGUUCUCAAACGAAGACGCUUAGCAGCGUGCAACACACCCUGGGCCACGGAGCUCCUAUUGUAUUUGGCUAUCUUCGAGGUGAAAGCGGAUCCCCUGCCUUGCUGCUUAAAUUGAAAGAAGAUUCAAGACCGCGCUCGAUGGUAUUAACUUUCGACCGAAUUGAACAACGAACCCUAUUGCAUUCUCUCUUACUCGGCAUGCUCGCAGAUAAGAAUGAGUUUACUUCCCCUAAUCUCCCGACCCGUUCUUUCUCAAUCAUUGAGGCUAGUGGUCCUGUGCCUGGGGCGCCAGGUAUCUCUCACCUCAAGUUCAAUGCGGGAUCUGUCUCUCUUAUCGACAUUGAUCCAGCGUUCUUGGACCCUACUUUUCGGCAUUAUGUUUUGUCCGAGAAUCUUCGGACUUUGGUCAGUACUGACUGGGGGACUGUCACAGAUCGCAUAAACCUGGCCCCUGGCGAGAUGAAAAUUGGGCUGGAUACCAAUUGCCAGACUGCUUUCUAUAUGUACCGCGAAAAGCAAGAAGACAUGACUGUGGCUAUUGCGGAGAAUCUAGUGGAAAAGGAUCUCCCGGAUCGCUUGACGCAAUUUUUGGAGGCUGCUAAGACUAAACCUAUGGUCCGUCGUUACGAAUUCGACACCCUUGAAACUCUACAUUCUUUUCAACUGCUUGUGACGGGAUUCAAGGUCAUUUACGAUAGCGUAGCGACGAGUUUCGCCAUUUCUCGACGACGCAUGGUGGUGCCAAUCCAUAAAAAGUGGGAAGCCAGCGGUGUACGACUACAAUUGCUGUCCCAAAACAGAAGUGUGCAAUUGGCGGUUUUCUUUGGCAACGACUUCAGCCACGGCAGGUGUAUGAACUUCGUGGUGAGAGGGACCGACAACUACGAGACUUCCAACCGUUCUGGGAAGUUUACAGUUCGGUUUGUGGAUGCAAAAUUCGCGCUUCCUCUGAAGCCUGAGGAAGAGGGAUCCGCGUUCGUCUGCCUAGAACUACUGGAGUAUGCGACCGAGCAUGAUGAUAUUACUAUUGGGUUUGAAUCCGAACAAGCUACUUCCACCAUGGCGCCUCCAUCGGCCAAACCAUCUACACUCGCGGUCCAUGCAGACGACAUUGUUAACAAUGUCACUGAUGUUGCGCCUCCAAUUCAUCUGUCAACAACUUUCAGAUAUAACGACGAUCCCGAUAAAUUGAUUCCGGCUGCGGAUAUCCAAGGCGAUGCUGGCGUGUAUGACUUCCCGCCGGUAUACUCUCGUCUAACAUCGCCGAAUUCCACUCGGUUUGAAGCGAUUCUCUCAUCUUUGCUAAAGGGCAAUGCUCUGGCAUAUGGGUCAGGACUGGCAGCAUUGAAUGCCGCCUUAGUGCUGCUAAACCCGAAACAAAUAUCAAUUGGAGAGAAUUACCAUGGAUGUCACGGCGUCAUCGAUAUAUUUAACAGGCUUACCGGCCUGAAGAAAUUGGACUUGGGUUGUUCUGCGGAGGAUCUACACGCAGGAGACGUCAUCUUACUGGAAACCCCUCUUAACCCUCAUGGAACAGCAUUUGAUAUCGAGCACUACGCAGCCAAGGCGCAUUCUCGCGGUGCAUUUCUCAUUGUGGAUAGUACAUUCGGCCCACCUGGACUGCAAGACCCAUUCGAUUUCGGCGCUGAUAUCGUUAUGCAUUCCGGAUCGAAAUAUUUCGGAGGCCACAGUGAUUUACUCUGCGGAGUGCUAGCCACGAAGCGCAAAGAUUGGUUUGACCAACUAGUUGCGCAGCGUGUGUAUCUGGGCAACAACAUGGGUAACCUGGAAAGCUGGCUCGGCGUUCGCAGUCUGCGUACUCUCGAACUGCGCGUUCAACGCGCAAGCCAAAAUGCCACCAAUCUCGUCUCUUUCCUCCAGUCCGCUCUAACACAAACAAGUCAAGUGGACAGUGACGCACAAGCUGUUGUCUCAAAGGUGUUGGCUGAAGUCAGACAUGCCAGUCUUCAGACAGAACCCUGGGUCAAAAAGCAAAUGCCCAAUGGCUAUGGCCCUGUGUUUUCGAUUAUCUUGAAAGACGCAGAAUUCGCCAGGAGAUUGCCCAGCAAACUGCAUUAUUUCCAUCAUGCGACGAGCCUGGGAGGCGUGGAAAGUCUGAUUGAGUGGCGGGCCAUGUCGGAUAGCCGCGUUGAUCGACGCUUGUUGAGAGUCAGUGUAGGCGUUGAGAAUUGGGAGGAUUUGAGGGAUGAUUUUGUCGCGGCUUUUAAAGCUUUGCUUUCCGAUUCAGAUGGGAAGUAA
Messenger RNA from Talaromyces atroroseus, 4692 nucleotides. RefSeq lists its product as hypothetical. Gene Ontology annotation, molecular function: pyridoxal phosphate binding; carbon-sulfur lyase activity. Gene Ontology annotation, biological process: transsulfuration. The record is from RefSeq and is a predicted model, not a curated record. The transcript has 5 exons. Gene Ontology annotation, cellular component: cytoplasm. NCBI's taxonomy places the organism in Eukaryota, Fungi, Ascomycota, Eurotiomycetes, Eurotiales, Trichocomaceae. The coding region runs from base 1 to 4692 and encodes 1563 amino acids.